Molecule: messenger RNA, 2670 nt
Organism: Mesorhabditis spiculigera
Lineage: Eukaryota; Metazoa; Nematoda; Chromadorea; Rhabditida; Rhabditidae
Source: the annotation of a GenBank genome assembly
AUGUCGAACGCUCUGAUCGAGGUUCUGCAGAGAACCGUGUCCAAUAAUCCCGCCGACCAGAAACAAGCGCUCGAUUUCUUGCAGGAUGCAGCUGGGCGCGAUUUUCCAAAUUUCGUCAAAGAAUUGUCGAUUGUCCUGCAAGCCGCAUCCGCCGAACAAGUUGUCCGCCAAGCCGCCGGUCUCCAGCUGAAGAACGUGCUUGUGGCCAAGGAUGACGCGACGAAGGAACUCUACUUGAAGAGAUGGCUUCAACUGCCCGCCGAAAACCGAGAUGUGGUGAAGAAGAACGUGGUGCUGACACUGGGUACCGAGCGAAGCCGUCCUUCAACUGCUGCACAGUGUGUGGCGGCAAUUGCUUGUGCCGAAUUGCCUCACGGGCUUUGGAAUGAAGUAAUCCAGUUCCUCAUGCAGUCGGUCACUGAUCCCAAUAGCACGUCAGAGAAAAAGGAAUCUUCACUUGAGACGCUCGGCUACGUUUGUCAGGAUAUCAAAUCUGAUGUUCUUGAACGACAGUCUAACGAAAUCCUCACAGCCAUCGUCGCUGGAUUGCACAGCAGCGAAAAGAGCAAUCACGUCCGGCUUGCAGCCACCAAUGCCCUUCUCAACUCGCUGGAGUUUACUCGUCGCAAUUUUGAACACGACGUGGAGCGCAAUCACAUUAUGCAAGUCGUCUGCGAGACUUCACAGUCGCCAGAGCUCCUGGUGAAGGUGGUGGCUCUGCAAUGCUUGGUCCGAAUCAUGUCUCUCUACUACCAAAAGAUGGAGUCCUACAUGAGAACCGCUCUUUUCCCGAUCACACUUGCCGCGAUGAAAAGUGCACACAACGAAGAAGCACUGCAAGGCAUUGAGUUCUGGAGCAACGUCUGCGAGGAGGAGAUCGAACUGCAAGCCGAGGCCGAAGAGGCUGCCGAAAACAACCGCGUUCCCGAACAGACUUCCAAGCAUUACGCGAAAGGCGCCUGCGCGUAUUUGUGCCCGGUGCUUCUCGAUAAACUUGCUCAACACAACGAGGACGAUGAUGAGGACGAAUGGACACCGCCCAAGGCCGCUGGCGUCUGCUUGAUGUUGCUUGCUCAGUGUGUCGGUGACACAAUCAUCGAAUGCGUCUUGCCGUUUUUGCAGAAUUUCGUCAGUCCGGAUUGGAAGUACCGCGAGGCUGCCAUCAUGGCUUUCGGUAGUAUCCUUGACGGUCCCGAUCCUGCAAAGCUCAAUUCGCUCGUCUCACAAGCAUUGAAUCCGCUGAUCCAGGCACUCGGUGACAGCAACGUGAAGGUUCGGGACACAGCCGCCUGGACUGUUGGACGCGUCUGCGAGAUGGCCGGCGAGGUCGUCACACAGCCGGAUGUCCUGCAGCUCCUCCUGCCCUCGAUGUACGCGGCCCUCAAGCAGGAGCCACGCGUUGCCGCCAAUAUUUGCUGGGCUCUCGUUGCCUUGGCAAAAUCAUCGUAUGAAGACGCGGCCAAUAAGCACGGCACUGACGGAUCUGGUCAGCCGGAAACCUAUGUGUUGUCGACCUGCUUCCAGGGCAUCGUCAACGAAUUGAUCGUGACAAGCGAACGACCGGACAGUAAUCAAGCUAACCUCCGCCUGGCCGCCUAUGAGACGUUGAUGGAGAUGAUCAAGAACAGCCCCCGCGAUUGCUACGGUAUCGUGCAACAGACCACCAUCGUCAUGCUACAGAAGCUCGAGCAGCUGCUUAUGAUGGAGCAGCAGGCCACCAACCAGGCGGACCGGGCACAAGCAAUCGAUCUGCAAGCCCUUCUCUGCGCCACUCUACAGUCUGUGCUUCGCAAGAUACGCUCUGAAGAUGCGGAACAGCUUGGCGAACCAAUCUUGCGUGGUUUGAUGCAAAUCAUGCAGCGAAGCCAGGGUCGUGCCGGAAAUGUCAUGGAAGAGGCCCUCAUGGCUCUGGGUACAUUGGUUGAAGCGCUUGGACAAAAGUUUGCCGGCUGCCUGGAACCGAUCAAGCCGUUCCUUCUGCAUGGCUUAUCCAGUUUCGAAGAGCACACCGUUUGUACGGCUGCUGUUGGCGUCGUCACCGAUCUUUGCCGCUCGUUAGAGGGACUUAUCCGACCGAUCCUUCCCGACAUCAUGCAGGUUCUGAUCCAGUGCAUUCGAGAUCCGCGGCCCAGUCGUGAUGUGAAAAUUGCCGUAUUGAGCGUGUUUGGUGAUGUGGCAUUGGCGAUCGGCGUUGAUUUCCAAAUUUACAUAGCUCCGGUCGUUGAGCUUCUGCAGCAGGCCUGCAACUCUGCUGUGAUCAACAAUCCCGACGAUAUUGACCUUGUCGACUAUGUUCAUCAGCUGCGUGAAAACUGCAUCGUUGCCUACACGGGAAUCCUGCAGGGAUUGAAGCCUGCUGAUGGCGCGAGUCCGGCGGAAUUCGAGAACGCUAAGCAAGUCAUCGGCCAGUUGGUUCCUCACAUGGCUCAACUUAUCCAUAUGACUGCUGACAGUCAGCCCGUGUCUUCCCCUGAGUCGGUGGUAGCUGCCGCUGCCGGACUGGUCGGAGAUAUGGCAAAUUUGUAUGGGGGAGCCAUUGUUCAGGUUCUCGACAUGAAUAAGGUGAACGCCCUGCUGACCCGCGGUCGCCGCGCCCGUGCUUCCAAGACAAAAGCGCUGUGCAACUGGGCUAACAAAGAGCUUCGGAAGUGCAACGUCGCCGCUGCCAGC